This is a messenger RNA of Metopolophium dirhodum (rose-grain aphid), 3965 nucleotides long. RefSeq lists its product as uncharacterized. The record is from RefSeq and is a predicted model, not a curated record. The transcript has 2 exons. NCBI's taxonomy places the organism in Eukaryota, Metazoa, Arthropoda, Insecta, Hemiptera, Aphididae. The coding region runs from base 263 to 3019 and encodes 918 amino acids.
CCGUGGCUCGUGACGGGUUGGGUUCGGUUUGGAUCUGUAGGCAUACAGUCGCACCUCCACCGCCGCCGACAUGUUGCAGUCUCUGAGUGCCGUCCGUCAGAAUAGGGACGUCGUUUAAUAAUUAUUAUCAUUGUCACUAUAAUAUCGUCGUCACGUCGACUGCAGUUCUAUCGUCUCGAAGAAGUGUUUUUCCAUACGUAUUCGGUUUUCCGGUUUUCGCUUUUUCGUCUAUGAAAUCUUGUCUGUCGCGUCCAAAUGAAUAAUGGCCAACACCGCUGCGCCAACCAUGUGUUGUAGUCGUGGGUCCGCAGCGGCGGCCGGUCUGUUGUUUUUGUUGUCGUUGACUUUAAGUCACCAGGUCGCCGCGGACGUCCGGCAUGCCCGGCACAAGAGGACGGUAUCGGAUCUCAUGGAAGGACUCAUGAACGCCAUGUACUUUCACGUGGAUCCGAUGCCUUUGCCGUCCACCGUAAUCGCCCGAAUAACUCAUUUGUCGGCACCCAGCAAAGUUUACAAGUACGUUCCAGUGCAAACAUUAAAGUUAUCAAAACUGCGUGCUCGUCAAAUAGCCGAACCAAAAUUAAGACUAAAAUAUCCGAAAAAAAUUUCAAUAGCUACAGAAGACUCGUCGUUGACAUUGUUGAAAAACGAUCUUCCGUGGACAUUACACCCGCUUCCACCUCCUUUGCCAACGUCCAAAACUAUUAAGCUCGAGAUGGACAAAUCAAUGCCGUGGGCAUUGCACCCACUCCCGCCGCCUGUUAAGACGAAAAAUUAUUCCGAUUACUAUUGGCCGGACUCUAAGACACGGCCAAAGUACUAUUACAGGUCGAAACCGUCGAAGCCAUACCGUUAUAUUACUAAUAAUAACUAUAAAUACAAAAAUCCAAAGGCUCAAGCCAACUUCAAACCGACUUCGGAGUACAGCAAACCCGCCGUCAAUUAUAAGUCCGUCGUCGAUCAUGAUACCAAGCCAGCUGAUUACAAUAGUCACGCCGAUCAUAAGCCCGCAGAUUACAAUAGUCACGUUGAUCAUAAGCCCGCUGAUUACAAUAGUCACGCUGAUGAUCAGCCCGUCGAUUACAACAGCAAUAAUAACAAGCCCGACGACAAUAGUUAUAAUCACGCCGGGUACCCGCCCGAUAGUUUCAAGUACAUCGAUUACAAGCAUACCGAUUACAAGCACAUCGAUUACAAGUCUCCGGACUACAAGUCCGAAUAUCCGAAGCAUGCGAUGGAAGAAGAACCGCACGAAAUCAAUAACGACGACGACCACUACGAUCACAACGACGUUUAUCAUUACUCGCACGACGAUCACUCGGCCCAAAUCAACGAUUCUCCGUCACCGUCGUCACAGCCGCCACCGCCUUCAGCCGAGUACGUGUCGCACAUCACCAUCGAGCCGUCCAUUCAAAUCGCGUCGUUUUCGGAAACGGAACUGCAAGGCGAUGGUUCGAACAGGGAUAGUAGCAGCCUGUCUCAGGUCGAUGCGAAACACAGGUCGUGUCAGUGUACGAUAAACGGACACCGGCACAAACGUGAUGCGGACAACGACGACGACGACCACCACCACGAUGGUCUUCGUCUACCGUGGACAAAGAACGGUACCGCUACGGUAACCAACAUCGACGCUAACGACAAUCGUACUGCGAUCCGGAAGCCAACGGAUUCGAACUCGGCGCAAUCCUCUCGGAACUCGUACUUCGCGCCGCGUAUCGGACACGCCACCGACGUUCAGAUAAUCAAGUCACACGACAUCACCGAACAGUCGAUGAUCAACGGUCCUGCAAACGGCCCUAGUCCUGCGAACGAUCCUAGCCGUGCACACGGUCCUGGUUCUGCAAACGGUCCCGGACUUGCGAACGGUGUGGGUUACGUGCUACGGGUGCGUAACAUGAACAACGACCAUCCAGUAGCACGGCCGCCACCCGUCGAAGCGGAUCUUGGACAGGCGAAAAAGAACGACGCGACCACGUUCAGGGACGAAAGCGACAAGUUCAAAGUGGACUUUGGUCGCGAUAUCAACGCUUGGGACGAGUCAAAAUCGGCUGCCAACAAGCAAGGACGGUACUCGCUGAUAAAACACGACGUAGGAGGUGGAGGCGGAGACGGAAACUCGGGCUUUGGGGACGACUACGGAAACCAACCGUCCAGGGACAGACCAGACACGCGGGGGAGAGGUUAUCACGCCGUUACAAGCAAGGUGGAGAACUCGGAUCGAGGAGUGUCGUUCAGCGUGCAGACUCCUUUUUCCGUUUCCAGUUUCUCAUCGAACGUCCGACAUCCGGAAGAACGUCAGUCCCGGUUUCGUUACACCGGACACAAAUCCGAAUCGUCGGCAUCGCCAUCGCCGGCACCGUUGUUGUCUUCGUUCCGGACCGAAUACGCGGAACCACCGCUGGACUUUGAGCAGUUCGGCUUGAAGUCAGCUCUGGGCGACGAUCAUCCGCUCAGUCCCGAUUUUUCGCGGGACUUGUUCGAAGACAAACAGCCGGAACCCGUAACGAUUGGUCGGCUCUCGUCUCGAUUUCCGGAGAGCUUCGGCGCGGAUAGACGACCCAGUCCCGGGUUCUCGGGUCGAUCGGUCUCGCACUUUUCGAGGGAUUUCGGCCACGACAACGACGACCGGAGUCGUUUGAAAACGUCACUGAAACCGUUCCGGUACAACUCGAAACACGGGCCAUCGCAGUCGGCCGACGAUCUGUUCGACAUCCGGCCAAAGGGUGGACGUCCGUCCAAUGAAGAAUCGGUCUUGGAAUAUUUCCAACCGGUCGUUAUCGAUUUCGACAAGUCAAAGCAGGGCGAUAACGAUUUCAAAUCGUUCGGUGGCAGCAGUAACAGCAACUACGGUGGAAUCGACAAAUCGAGGUACUUCGGUAAAACGGAUACUUCGAUUUUUGCAAAAUUCAAAAAGAAUCAGAACUCCGAUCAGCUUCGUUUGCCCGGCCGUCUGCACGAAUCCAACGAAAACUUGUCGAGGAAAAUGCUUUUACACCCUUCCACGUUCGACAUAGAUUAGCACGAAUGUCUAACUAUUUAUACAUAACAGCAGUGAUAUAGUUUUCCUGCUUGCGCAUAUAACUAUUUAAAUGUGUUUUCGUAUAAACCAUGAUUUACUUACAACCAUCGUUAAAAACCAUGGAAUGCAAUAGGUAUUUAAAAAAAACCAUACUUUGCCAUUAUGCACUCUUUGUGCGUAGGUAAUUAUUAUCAUUAUUAUUACUGUUUUAAGACAAUGUCUGCAUAACCACUCCUAGCACUGUACUAAAAAAUAAUUGAAAUAUUUUUUAUAUAAAUAUUUUUAUAUACAAUAUGAUAUUGAUCGGUUGUUUCAUCUUAUAAGAGCGAAUUUCUUUCUGUGUAAUUAAAUACAGCUCGGUGUGUUUAAAAAGAAAAAAAACACUUUUUGUAGUGAAUACUUUAUUUUAUUUUAUUGUUUAAAAUAAUAUUUAAAUCUGUUAUCGCUAUUAAAUUUAGGGUGCCAUGUAAAAUAAAAUAUUUUUAAUAUUGGAUGAUAAUAAAACGUUUUUAUACACCGUGGUGACAUUUAAAUAUGUUCUGUGAAACGACUAUUAUUUUUAUAAUUUACAGAACGUGGUUUGUGAUUAAUUUGUACACUUAGAGCAUAUACAUAUACAUAUAUAUAUAUAUAAUGUACAAAAAUGAUGCAUGUAUUGAUUUUAAUUACUCUGUUCGUAUAAUAUAGAUUGUAGAUUAUAUAAUAUAUGAUCGUUUAUAUGUUAUGUAAUGAUUUUCUUGAUGGAAUUAUAAAAUAUGUAAUUUAAUUAUAAUAUUAAAUAAAUAAUUUAAUUUAUAUGUAGACGUAUCGACAUUUGAAAAGCUUAAAUUUUCUCUAAAAUUGUUUCAGAAAUAUUUCGUGGUACCUAUACUGAAAACGCAUCAUUUCGACUGCCUAUAAGCUCAAUUGUGAAUAGAUUAUAGAAAAAUAAAACUAUAGAAUAUUA